Messenger RNA from Ochotona princeps (American pika), 3870 nucleotides. RefSeq lists its product as uncharacterized. Gene Ontology annotation, molecular function: zinc ion binding; aspartic-type endopeptidase activity; RNA-DNA hybrid ribonuclease activity. Lineage: Eukaryota; Metazoa; Chordata; Mammalia; Lagomorpha; Ochotonidae. The record is from RefSeq and is a predicted model, not a curated record. Gene Ontology annotation, biological process: DNA integration; proteolysis; virion assembly.
AUGCAGUACUGGCCUUUUUUUGCCUCGGAUCUAUACAAUUGGAAAACCCAUAACCCCCCCUUUUCUCAGGAUCCGCAGGCUUUAACAGGAUUAAUUGAGUCUAUUUUGCUGACCCAUCAGCCCACGUGGGAUGAUUGUCAGCAGCUCCUGCGGACACUACUCACUACAGAAGAACGGCACCGAGUACUUUUGGAGGCUCGGAAGAACGUUCCUGGAGCUGAUGGGAACCCGACUCAACUCCCUAAUGAGAUAGAUGCUGUGUUUCCUCUCAAUCGACCGGACUGGGACCACAAUACGCCUGCCGGUAGGGAGCGUCUCCGUCUUUACCGCCAGACUCUGUUAGCGGGUCUCAAGGGCGCUGGAAGGCGACCCACCAAUUUGGCCAAGGUAAGGGCAGUAGUACAGGGGGCAGAGGAAACCCCUGCGGGGUUUUUAGAAAGGCUAAUGGAGGCUUACCGUAUGUAUACCCCUUUUAAUCCGGCUAGUGAGAAAGAGAGUGAAGUUAUAAUGGCAUUUAUUGGACAGUCGGCACCGGACAUAAGGAAUAAGUUGCAGAGACUAGAGGGAUUGCAGAAUUAUAAUUUGCAGGAUCUAGUUCGGGAGGCUGAUAAGAUAUACAAUAAGAGAGAGACUCCCGAGGAAAAGGAAGAAAGGUUAAGGAAGUUACAAGAGGAGAGGGAGGACGAGAGAGAGAAAAGGCGUAAUCAGGAGUUAAGUCGAAUCCUGGCCACUGUAGUGCAUAAUAGACCAGAAACAGGGAGGCAGAUCAGGAACCAGGGAGAUGAAAGGCGGCCCCGGUUGAGCCGAGAUCAGUGUGCUUACUGCAAAGAGAAGGGGCAUUGGGCCCGAGAAUGUCCCAAGAACUCACGGAACCCCAAGAAGAUGACCCCCGUGCUGGCCCUUGGAGAUUAGGGAAGUCGGGGCCAGGACCCCCCCCCUGAGCCCAGGAUAACUCUAACCGUGGGGGGACAACCAGUCACUUUCCUGGUAGAUACGGGAGCGCAGCACUCCGUGUUGACUAGCACGGGAGGGCCUAUGAGUCAUAAGACUUCUUGGGUACAAGGAGCUACUGGUGGAAAAUUUUACAAGUGGACAACUGAACGGCGAGUAGACCUCGCCACAGGGACUGUGACACAUUCAUUUCUACAUGUACCGGAGUGUCCCUACCCCUUGUUAGGGAGAGAUUUACUAUCAAAAAUAGGGGCGCACAUCAAGUUCCAUGAGGGUGGAGCUUCAGUUUCCGGACCCAGGGGAGAGCCCUUGUACCUCUUGACCUUGAGAAUAGAAGAUGAAUAUAGAUUGCAUGAGAAGCGCCCCCCCGGAGGGCCUGUCCCUUCCUUGUUGCUGAAAGAAUGGGUGGAAAGUUUCCCCAAUGCCUGGGCCGAGACGGGAGGGGUCGGGUUGGCGAUCAACCAACCACCCCUGGUGAUCAACUUGAAACCCACGGCUUCUCCAGUGGCUAUCAGGCAAUAUCCGAUGUCGAGGGAAGCAUUCCAGGGCAUCAGACCGCAUAUACAGAGACUACUACAACUAGGCAUCUUGGUGCCCUGCCGUUCCCCGUGGAACACUCCUCUAUUGCCGAUAAAGAAACCAGGGACAAAUGAUUACCGACCUGUCCAAGACUUAAGAGAAGUUAAUCAGCGAGUCGAGGACAUGCAUCCAACUGUCCCCAACCCAUACAAUCUUUUAAGCUCCUUGCCCCCGUCUCACACCUGGUAUACUGUAGUAGACCUCAAAGAUGCCUUCUUUUGCUUAAGACUAUGCCCCCAGAGCCAGCCAUUGUUUGCCUUCGAAUGGAGAGAUCCGGAAUCUGGGCUUGCUGGGCAGCUGACAUGGACCAGAUUGCCACAAGGGUUCAAGCACUCCCCCACCAUUUUUGAUGAAGCCCUCCACCGGGACCUGGCUGAUUUCCGCAUACAACAGCCUGACCUCAUCCUUUUACAGUAUGUAGAUGACCUUCUCCUUGCUGCUCCUUCCGAAGAAUCUUGCAUACAAGGUACGAAAGCCCUUCUAAAAAGACUCGGAGAGUUGGGAUACCGAGCCUCUGCUAAGAAGGCCCAACUAUGCCAGACCAAAGUAACAUACCUAGGAUAUGUCCUAGAAGGAGGACAGAGAUGGCUGACAGAGGCUAGAAAACAGGCUGUGUCCUCAAUACCUGCUCCCAAAAGUCCCAGGCAGCUGAGAGAGUUCCUGGGAACUGCAGGAUUCUGCCGACUCUGGGUACCGGGAUUCGCUGAGAUCGCAGCCCCCUUGUAUCCCCUAACCAAACAGGGAACAAAAUUUCUAUGGGAAUCGGAACAGCAGGAGGCCUUCGACCGCAUCAAAGAAGCCCUCUUGAAGGCCCCGGCACUGGGACUCCCUGACGUAACCAGGCCGUUUAAUCUUUAUGUGGAUGAAAGGAGAGGAAUUGCAAAAGGAGUCUUAGUACAAGCAUUGGGGCCAUGGAAGCGGCCAGUGGCCUAUCUCUCUAAGAAACUUGAUCCAGUCGCAGCGGGGUGGCCCCCAUGCCUACGAAUGAUUGCUGCCAUAGCAACUCUGGUUAAGGACUCUGGCAAGUUGACCCUUGGCCAGCAGAUCACUGUGAUCGCGCCACAUGCUGUGGAGGCCAUAGUCCGGCAGCCCCCUGACCGAUGGUUAACUAAUGCUCGAAUGACGCAUUACCAGGCAUUGUUAUUAGCCCCAGAAAAGAUACGGUUUGGCCCUGCGGUCGCCCUGAACCCUGCCACGCUCCUCCCAGACCCUGGAACCCCGGGAGAUGUUCCACACAACUGUCAGCAAAUCCUUGCGGAGGUACACGGAACACGAGAGGACCUCUCUGAUCAACCCAUGCCAGAUGCUGAGGUAACGUGGUUCACCGAUGGGAGCAGUUAUGUGGUGGAUGGGAAACGACGGGCAGGGGCUGCGGUGGUAGACAAUGAAAAGACUAUUUGGUCAAGUGCCCUGGCACCGGGCACUUCAGCUCAGCGGGCAGAACUAAUAGCCCUAACCCAGGCCCUGAAGCUUGCAGAAGGGAAAAAGGCUAAUAUUUAUACUGACAGCCGCUAUGCCUUUGCUACCGCACAUGUGCAUGGGGAAAUAUAUCGAAGAAGAGGAUUACUGACGUCAGGGGGAAAAGAGAUAAAGAACAAAGAUGAAAUUGUAGGACUCUUGCAAGCAUUGUUUCGCCCCAAGAAAAUCAGCAUUAUCCAUUGCCCUGGGCACCAGAAGGGAAAUGACCCAACAGCAAAAGGAAACCAAUUGGCAGACUCGGCUGCUAAACGGGCAGCUGAAGAGACUCAGACAUUAGUCAUGGUAGAGACCAUUGUUCAAAAACCCGCUAACUCAGAUGAGACUACAGUCCGACAAUUUGGGACCCUAAAAUAUACCAGCACAGACGAAACCCUGAUACAACAACAUGGAGGGGAAUGGGACCCCAAGACAAGGACUUGGAAGUGCGGAGAUAAAGUCGCUUUACCUCUUAAAAAUUCAAAGGAAAUAGUAAAGCAUCUACAUCAACUUACACAUUUGAGUCGCAGAAAGAUGCUUGCCUUACUAACUAAAGAAGAGUGCCCCUUCCACAUUCUCCGUCUGCCUGGUUUAGUUCAAGAGACUGUAGAUCUUUGCAAACCAUGCGCACAGGUAAAUGCAGAGAGACUCAAGCUCCCCCCUGGGGCGAGAGCACGGGGUCAUCGUCCAGGAAUGUGUUGGGAAGUAGACUUCACUGAAGUCCGUCCAGGUAUGUACGGUUAUAAGUAUCUUCUAGUUUUUGUGGACACCUUCUCUGGGUGGACGGAAGCGUACCCCACCAAGAAAGAAACGGCACAGGUGGUGGUAAAGAAUCUUGGAAGAAAUAUUCCCUCGGUUUGGACUGCCACAGGUACUUGGGUCUGA